GCUGUGCCACCCGCGGGCCGCCGCGCGCGCGCACAGGGUGAUGGCGAAGCUGCUGCUGCUGCUGCCGCUGCUGCUGGUCGGAGCGCGGGGGGCGGUCGAGGUGCCCGCAGCCCCGCCGCUCUUCAACGUCAGCCUGGACGUGCCCCCCGCGCAGCGCUGGCUGCCCGUGCUGCGGCGCUACGACUUGGACUUCCUGCGCUCGGCGAUGGCGCACGUCGUGGGGGAGACCGUGCCCAAGUGGGUCCACACCGUGAUCCAGAAGGGGGUUGGGGAGCUGGAGCGCUUCCUGCCCCCGCAGUUCAUCGACGAGACCCGCGGCAUGUGCGACUUCCUGAACUUCAGCCUGGCGGACUGCCUGCUGGUCAACCUGGCCUACGAGUCCUCGGCAUUCUGCACCAGUAUAGUGGCUCAAGACUCCAAAGGUCACAUUUACCAUGGCCGAAAUUUGGAUUAUCCUUUUGGAGAUAUCUUACGCAACAUGACCUUGGAUGUGCAAUUUAUAAAGAAUGGGAAGGUUGCAUUCACGGGAACUACUUUCAUUGGCUACAUAGGAUUAUGGACCGGGCAGAGUCCACACAAGUUUACAAUUUCUGGCGAUGAACGAGACAAAGGCUGGUGGUGGGAGAAUAUGAUUGCCGCCCUUUUCCAGAGACACAGCCCGGUGAGCUGGCUUAUCCGCACGACCCUGAGUGAAUCAGAAGACUUUGAGGCCGCUGUUUACAGGCUGGCUAAGACUCCCCUCAUCGCCGAUGUUUACUACAUUGUGGGGGGCACGAACCCCCGCGAGGGAGUGGUCAUCACACGGAACAGAGGUGGCCCAGCAGACAUUUGGCCACUGGAUCCUCUAAAUGGCGCGUGGUUCCGAGUGGAGACGAACUAUGAUCACUGGAAUCCUGUGCCGAAGGAAGACGACCGAAGAACACCUGCCAACAAAGCCCUUAAUUCCACAGGCCAAGCGAACCUCAGUCUGGAGACCCUUUACCAGGUUUUGUCUGUGGUUCCAGUUUGUAACAACUUCACAAUUUAUACGACAGUCAUGAGCGCUGCCAACCCGGAGAAGUACAUGACCAGGAUCAGAAAUUUGGGUUAAACACGAACACGUAGGAGAAUAAAUUCACCCAUAUUUUGAAAGUUGCUAUUUUUAGAAAGUGACGUUCUUGAGGAGAGACUCUGAAUAAAGUGAAAGAACUCAGUGACUUUAUGAACAAACCUAGCUCCUUCCUCAUUAAACUUUGUAACCCGUGAAGCAUCCUGUGAAGGAAGAUCAGUGUGUUUUUUGGUAAAGUGAGUAACUGACAUCUGCCGUUCAAGUCCAGGUUUGCCUGAACCCUCUCUAAACUUCUGUCCUGACUUGAAUCACUCCAGAUCAUUGGACCAGGGUCAGAUCAAGCCUCGGGCCUUAACCCACAACUUCUUAUAUAACAGGAAGAGCUCUGUCACCGUACCUUAUCUUCUAAGGAAAUGAGUAGGUGAGAACAGUUUAUUGUCAAGUGCUUCCAGAAGAAGUCACAGAUGAAAAACGAUUCUCCUGAGAGAAAUGGAUGACUUUAAAUUGAAUGAAGUCUGUUUUGAAUGUUAAUUUGACCUUUGAUCAUCUAUGGACUUCCCACAUUUUGCAAUGUUUCUAUGUUGAAAACAACAAUAGCAGAAAAAAAAAAAACACUACUUGGUGUUGUGUUCUGCCUGCAUUCUUACCUUUGGAAUUCUGUGGAUCACAGAAGAAUAAAUAUGCCAGGAUUUACCUGGGUUGAUGAAGUUCAGAACAGCACUGCAAAAAAUGGCAUCUUGCACGAAGGAAUUUGAGACUGUGGAAGCAGGAAGAUCACUGUGGCUUCUCUCCUCCUUACUUCUUCUCUGAAACGGAUGGUGGCGACUCCCUCAUGUGAGAAGUGCCUCUCCUUUCCCCAGCAGAAAGGAGCAUCCUCCUUCUGAAGACAAAAGGAUAUGCAGAAAAAUCCCAACAGACCAACCUCAGAGGAUCUCCAGUAGACAGCACUUACCUCAUAGUCCACAGUCAUCAUUUUCUCUCACCACUUUCUACUCAUCCAACUUAUCAUCAUAGUCUCAGAUCUCACUGUCUUUUGGGCUUCAUUUCCUUAUGAAGUCUCCUGUAUCAGUCAGUCUUAGCUUGAAUAAAUUUAUAUGCUUUUCU
This is a messenger RNA of Sorex fumeus (smoky shrew), 2152 nucleotides long. It is a transcript of the gene NAAA, whose product is annotated as N-acylethanolamine acid amidase. The record is from RefSeq and is a predicted model, not a curated record. Lineage: Eukaryota; Metazoa; Chordata; Mammalia; Eulipotyphla; Soricidae. Gene Ontology annotation, cellular component: lysosome. The coding region runs from base 41 to 1090 and encodes 349 amino acids. Gene Ontology annotation, biological process: fatty acid metabolic process. The transcript has 11 exons. Gene Ontology annotation, molecular function: fatty acid amide hydrolase activity.